AUGCGAGUAUCGUCGGACUCGUAUCCCCCUGCAUCAUUUAUGCUUUUUGUGGGGCUUUUGGGUUUCACGCCUAGAUCGGAUAAUGAUUGGAACCUGAUUGAUUAUUCCGGUGGGUGUGUGAGAGAAACUGGCCUGCAAUGCGGGAAUGCAAGUGCAGGUAAUGGGAAGAGAGAGAGCUUUUGGGUGCAAAAUCAAAUGGUUUUGCCCCAAUAUUCUCAACCAGUGGCAGUUCGUGGUGCUGCAGAAUGUGAAUCCACCUGUUUGAACAACUGCUCUUGCACUACCUAUACUUACGACAGCAGUGGGUGUUCAAUCUGGGUUUUAGACCUCUUGAAUCUGCAACAACUUCCACAAGAUGGCGAAGGAGAUUGGUCAAAGGCAGGUGAGGGUUCAUUGGCGGCUUUCGGCUACAAGGAUUUGCAAAAUGCGACCAAAAAUUUCUCAGAAAAAUUGGGCGGAGGAGGUUUUGGCUCUGUUUUCAAGGGAACAUUGCCUGAUUCAACCGUCACCGCUGUGAAGAGGCUUGAAAGCAUCAGCCAAGGAGCGAAGCAGUUUCGGACAGAAGUUAGCACAAUUGGGGCAGUCCAGCAUGUCAAUCUUGUACGGCUUCGUGGGUUUUGCUCUGAAGGUGAUAUAAAGUUGUUGGUAUAUGAUUACAUGCCAAAUGGCUGA
This is a messenger RNA of Ilex paraguariensis (yerba mate), 672 nucleotides long. Lineage: Eukaryota; Viridiplantae; Streptophyta; Magnoliopsida; Aquifoliales; Aquifoliaceae. The record is from the annotation of a GenBank genome assembly.